AUGUUUAGCAUUGGUGAGGUCCAAGCUCAUAGAAAACUUUUGGCUCCAUCAUUUCCUGGUUUUGGAAACAUUCCUACCUUUCAAGCUCCCCCAGGGAUCGACUGGCCUGAGUACAGGUUGCCUUCAUUCCUGAGACCUAAUUACCCUCCAAUUCCCUCAGGCUUCUACCGUUACACUCCACCUGCCACCACAACCGCAACCACAACCCAAACUUCUUCCAAGCCUUGA
Messenger RNA from Sphenostylis stenocarpa, 228 nucleotides. Lineage: Eukaryota; Viridiplantae; Streptophyta; Magnoliopsida; Fabales; Fabaceae. The record is from the annotation of a GenBank genome assembly.